ACGGCCACGGGGGCUGCGACGGGACCGACUGGGACCGACUGAUGGAGCACUGGCAGCCCGUCUUCCAAGGCAAGUUAGUGGACACCGUGGCUGCGGAGCACUACCUCGACUGCGGUGCGCUCAAGAUCGAUUUCAACAGAUACCAGCCUCCCGAAUGCGACGCGCUGAAGAGGUUCGCGAACAGAUCAUCCCCCACUUCUCCUGGCAUGGACGGGCCCCCCUACAUUGCGCGGUCCGCGGCUGAGAAGUGCACUGAGACCCUCUGGCAGGCCAUGACUUGGAUGCUCAGCGUCCUGGGGCCUCGGAACACCUCCCUCAAGAUCACCAACAACACGAUGAACGCUGCGAUGGCCGCGAUGGCUGCCGACGUGGCCUCAGCGUCGCAGCGCGGGGUCACCCGCCGCCGCGGCUUCGGCUACAACAUCUUCGAGCUGGACGUCGAGAGCCGCAUGGCGUCCGCCGACCCCAACGCCAUGACCAAGCUGCCUGCGUUGGUGUCGCUGGACAUCGCGCAGGCCUUCCUGAGCUUCGCCCACCAGUUCAUCCGCUUCGCGCUGAAGGUGAUGGGCGCGCCUGGAGCUGCUUCGAAAUUCUUUAACUCUAUGUGCCACGACGUCCUCGCGAUGGCCCCGCGCGCGGGCUCGGACGUUCCGCUCUUCUACAUCCGCUCGGGCAUCCGCCCAAGGAUGCGGGUGGAGCGGCGCCCUCUCUACGCGAUGGGCAGCUUCUGCUUCCUCCUGGGCCUCGAGCAGAAGCUCGACCCAGCCCGAGGCUCGCUGCAGUUAUCCAUCUCGCGCACCCGGAAGGGGGAGCUCAACAUCUGCGACCGCUUGACCUAUCUCGGUAUUCCUCUGGGGCCCAGGGCAUCCGAGUGCUUGGUCUACGAGAAGGCCUUCCAGAAGUUCCGCUGGCGCACCAAGAUGUGCAGUGCCAGCGACGCCCCCUCCAUGGGAUCCGCACAGUUGUUCAAUAGCCGUGCCCUACCUGUCCUCAGCUACAUCGCCCAGUGCGUGAUGCUGCCCCACGAGUCUUUCAAAGUCGAGAACUGGGUCAAUGCCUCCGCCUUGAGGUUCACCAACGGUGCGUUCAAGGUCAAGGACUGGCCGAGGCUGCGAGACUGGGGCGCGCAUGCUCCAAGGUCCAUGCAGCUCGCGCUGAUUGCCGCGAUCGUCCGAGCUGCCACUGCUACCUUCCACAAGUUCCCCGAGAUUCGCGAGCGCCCCCACCGGGGCCUCGACCUGGGCGGGGAUGACCGGGCCCUGUUGGGCGAGGCUCGGGCUGCCCAACAUCUCUCGCAGCCCUGGUGGAAAGCGCCGCCAGUCGUCGAGACGUUCCACCAGAUCGUGUCCGCGGAGACGGACCACCGCUACUACUCGCCCACGCUGCUGGCCCCUGCCCUCGAGGCCGCGAGGGCGUCACUCGCAGCGGGCAAGCCUGCCCGCGUCCAGCGGCUGGCGUGCGCUGCGGCGAGGCGCGCGAUGGGCGCGGGCGAGAUUGGCUCGUUCUCGAUGAAGCGGGUCAAGAUCGAGCUGCCCGACCUCGAGGACUUCUUCGCGAACGACCCCGAGAUGUUCGACAGGAUGAAGAUCGCCAUGAAGAAGCUGCCGCCGUCGUGGGCAGCGACGUGGAUGAGGACGCUGUCUUUUUCGCGGCUGCCAUCGAUCAGG
Molecule: messenger RNA, 1667 nt
Organism: Prorocentrum cordatum
Lineage: Eukaryota; Dinophyceae; Prorocentrales; Prorocentraceae
Source: the annotation of a GenBank genome assembly